Molecule: messenger RNA, 681 nt
Organism: Miscanthus lutarioriparius
Lineage: Eukaryota; Viridiplantae; Streptophyta; Magnoliopsida; Poales; Poaceae
Source: the annotation of a GenBank genome assembly
AUGGAAGCAAGCCUGGAUGUGUGGGACUGGGAGGUCCUGCCAGACAACAGGAGCUUCUCGAUGAGCCGUGACAGCAAGAAUCUUGAUGAUCAAGAAACAGAGGAACAUGAUCUGCUGCCUCCGUCAGAAGACGUUGAUGUGCAUGUGCCUGUCGACGAGUGCAAGGACAUCGGCGUUGUGACUGAUGAGACCAAACCAGUGCCCAGUUAUGUUGCCGAUCUGAUGGCCUCUGACGACGGAGGCGAGGAAGAGAAGAAGGCCUUCCAGAGCCUCCCUGAUGCCAAGGAGACCGCCGCCGACGCCGACAACGACAAGUUUGCUCAAGAGGAUGAAGAAGAAGAUAUCAAGAAGGAGGACAGCAACGACGACAAGGCGCGGCCGCCGCAGUGCGUGGUGUUCAGCGUGGGGAAGCUGAAGGUGAACGGGAUCGGCGCGCUGUGCUCGUUCGGGGUCGCGGCCGCCUCCGUCUGCAUCUUCCUCAUUGGAGGCAGGCUGCAGCAUCACCACCGGCAGCAGGAGCAGCAGAAGAUCCAGCUGCAGUUCUACGGCGAUGAUAAGAGGAUCCAGCAAGUGGUGCAGCAGACAUCGAGGCUGAACCAGGCGAUGUCGUCGGUGAUGGGGGCAGGAGGAGCUUCCACGAGGGCCAACAUAUCCUUCGGUGGCUUCUACGAUGGAUUCUGA